Messenger RNA from Paramisgurnus dabryanus, 2795 nucleotides. Its product is annotated as germ cell-specific gene 1 protein-like. Gene Ontology annotation, cellular component: plasma membrane. The record is from RefSeq and is a predicted model, not a curated record. NCBI's taxonomy places the organism in Eukaryota, Metazoa, Chordata, Actinopteri, Cypriniformes, Cobitidae.
GGCAACUUUUUUUUAAAACGCUGGCGGUGAAAGACAGGUGUGAGUGACUCUUUCCUCAGUAUCAAUCUGUAUUCACAGUCAUGUAACAUCAGAUCGACCAAUGUUUACAAAAAAUAAAUGCAUGCUUACUUUACACAAUCACAGGUUAAAAUUCACAGUAAACACAGUUGAUUAUUUGUCUGUCGUGUGCUUUGUUUCAGAAGAGAAAUGUCGAAGUUUUAUGGACCUGAUACCUGAAGAUGAAAAAGGCAAUAAAAUGAAAUAUGUUUAAUAUCUUUUAAAACAUUUGUCUGUGUCUAAACUGAGUUUAUUGUGCGUGUGCAGGAAUCCUGUGGCUCUGUGUUGGGAUGGAGUUGUUUUAUAUCGGCCUCUUGUGCGUCAGUUCAGUUCUGUUGUUACUUCAGUUGGGUUUGUCCACCUGGUUUCCACUCCAACAGCGUUGGGGUCACUUACUGAACGCAUUUGCUGCAGUCUGUACGGUACUCGGAGGGUUGGUGGGAAUGGUGGCUCAUAUGAUGUACAUGCAGGUUUUCCUGGUGACUAUAUCUCACGGUCCUGAAGACUUCAAACCUCACAGCUAUGGAUACUCGUGGGCGUUUUACGUUGCUUGGGUGGCGUUCACCUGCUGCAUGUCUUCUGGAGUUUCCACACUCAACAACUACACCAAGAAGUUUCUGAUGGUUGGACCAAAACAUAAAAGUGUUUUUUACCCCUGCAAAAACUUCACCUACCCUCCCCAAUCUCCUCUUCUCUCUCCUCUCUCUCCAUAUGUCUCUUCUCCUCUGCCACCUCCUCCAACUUGUCCCGCCCCUCUCUCGCCCUCUCUAUCUCACCUCCAGUCGACGUCGUGCCCCCCUACACCCCUCCUUCUGUCUCCUGUGAGUUUGACAUCAUCUUACUGCUCACAUGAGGAGUUCAGUUCGCUCUGAUCCACGCACCGCUACUGUAGAGUUCCUGGGCCGUCUGGCUAAUCUUUAGUCCGGGCCACAAUCAUGAGCGGACUGGGACAAAAAAUCGGCCCUGGCAUUUUGGACCAGACUGGGCCCUCAUCCAAUAACGCACACAAUUUCUGUCUUUUUGGUCUCUUGAAUGUGUUCGUAUUACCAACCAAGACAUAAAACAAGGUCAAAUCUGAGGCUUUGACUCUCCGUUCUGUUUGUCAGAUCUGAGGGUGAAGAUCUCUCACUAAGUUUUAUAAAUCAUUAUCGAGAACAAAUUAAUUUACUAAACCUACCAGAACAGCAAAAAAUUUAACCAAUUGUGUGGACGGACUUUGUUAACAUGAGAAAAAAAAACACAGGUCUAUUUAUGGAUACACUGUUUUUGGAUGUACUGUCCUAAAUCAAAGCUAAUUUUGUCUAAACAAAAGGGAACAAAUGAAAAAAAAAAUAUAUAUAUAAUUGAUUGGAAUUCUGCUUAGCUCUGUAAAGUGAUUGACUGGAAUUCACGUUCAUCUUAACAAAAACUCGAUUUCUUUCAUUUGAUUGGUUAAAAAUCUUGCUCGGCCGUGUAAUUCGAUUGGUUGGGAGUUAUGUACGAUGGCUUCUGUGAACAAAAACUCCAGCUUUCUUUCAUUUUGAUUUGUCAACAUUUUGACACUGUAAAUUUGUCAGUGAAGAAAAUGGUCGAUGGGCCGCAGAGCGCGUGUCAAGGCCGGUGGUUGAUCUUGUGCUAUAUAUAUAUAUAUAUAUAUAUAUUUGAAUGUUUGCAGUAAUUUUUCCACCCAAGCAUGUUCAGACACAAAACGUUCCCGGGUCAGUAUGGUUGUCUAACAGUGGCGAUUGAAUAUUCCUGUAUGAUGUUGCUGUUCUGAAACGGUCACUCAUCUGUUGCCUGGCUACAAGUUUCUUUCUGUAGCUGGUAAAGUGUGUUAUUUGAGCAAAGUAAACACAAAUCAGGUAAAAUGUAGUCCUUAAAUAAAAGGUCAUCCUACAUAACACGCUUUUUAUUAACAUUGCAUACCGGAUGUAAAUUCUUGCUUUACCAAGGCAAUGACCAAUUUCCUUGAAAAAUUCACCAAUAAUCGCAGCGCUCGGUUGGAUCAGCACAGAUCGGUUUGCCACGGCAGUGGUCUGUAAAUUUAAAGAACUACACAAUAUCCUUUACAUUAUCAGCUUGUGUAUCUUUCUACACACAUAAGCUGUCACCAUUUAAAAUGAAAAUUCAUGUGAUUUAUACAACAACAUUAAAGCUUUCUAAAGAUUUUGAUCACGUCUUACUCCCCCUGUCCCCCUACUCGAGUUACUGACGCUGUGUUUGUUUGUUUCUAACACAGAAGGGUUAGUUUAACAGCGACAGGAUCAUUGAAUCAGUGAGUUUAACUCAAGAACCAAACCAGAUCUAUUCAUAUAUUAAUCAUUUAUACCCAUUUUGGGAUUUAACAACUCAUUUGGGAAAACUCACCUGGAAAUACAUUCUUAUGAUUUAGAGAAUUUCUAUUUGACGUCAUUUAAAAUGGUUUCAUAAAGGUGAACCUCCGAAUCCUAACACAAUACAGGGAACAUAAUGUUGUGUUUCCUGUAUUGCUAUAAACUUCCUAAGGAUGAGCGUGCACUCGGCACAGACUGAGGAGAUUGGUUUAAUUUUAGAUUGUUGUGAUUAUUACUAAACUCAUCCAGUAGAGUUGUGCUGAACCGCCUCCUGUAUGAUGAGGAUCGUUUUAAAACAAAAACCCACUUUAGUGUAAAUGUGUAAACCUCUUAAUCUUAAUUCCUGUUCUGUUCUCUACUCUUACAAAACAUCCUUGAGUUUAAACUCUCACACACAUAAUAAACUUUUAAUAAUAAUAGAUUUCA